CUCCAACCAUUGAAUUGGUUUUAUUUCGAUGAUUUUGAUUUUCCCGAUUUUAAAGUUUCCUAGUCCUUGAACACUCCAAACAAUGGAUUUAGACAAUACGCAGGAAUCCAUGCCUUAAAUUCACCCAAACAUGCCCUUAGGAUUUUAGGAUUUUUGUUAUUUUAUUUCCGAAUCUGCAAGCUGUUCGUGUAUCUUUGUGCUCGUCACUUUUUAACUGGUUAAAGUUUCUUGUCUGUUGCGGUGAUGGGCGGUGGAAAAAAGAGGUUCAACAAGAGCAAAGGGUUAGGCCGAGGGUCAUUUGUUGCUGGUGGGGUUUUGGCAGAUUGGGCAAAUGAUUGUUCUCCCAGUAGAAGGGACCUAACAAAUCAAGGGACAUCUCGUUCAGCUCCAUCAAAUUUAUGCCAAGGGAAAGGGUUUGUAUCAAAUGAAAUGUCCAUCAAGACCCCUUCAAACACUGGUUCUGUUUCAUCAAAUAUGGGUAGAGGGAGAGGCUCUGUAUCAAAUGGCAAAUCCUUCGAGGCCACUUUCAAUGCUUUUGGCUAUGUGUAUCCUGAUACUGAGACUGUUGGAUGCUCUGGUAUGAAACUUGAGGAACUGUAUGCUGAACAGAAGGAGCCUGUCUUAUCAAGCAAUUGUUUUCAAGAGAGAAGUCCAGGCAAUGCAACUGCAAACAUUGAAGAUUGUCCUGAAGAUUCCCAAAUUGCUGCAUAUAUUGACCGAACACCAAGUGAAAAGUUUGUGAAUACACAUUUGAUUUAUGAUUGUGAUGAUGAUUUAAUUCUGGGUGAGGGUUGUCAAAGAGGGCUGGGAUAUCACAAGAUGGAGUCGACAACAAGUGCUAUGCUGGAGAAAAAGGAGAGUGGAGAAAGUCAUAUCCCUUCUGUUGAAAAGGAUGAUGUCAUGAAACUUGAGAAACUCAAUAAAGAUUCUGCAUUGGAGAAGGAAUCUGAGAGCAAUAUGAGAUAUGAUCAGAAAUAUGACCAGUCUUCCAAAGGGGUUAGAACAAAGGGUAAACCUUCCAAAAGGAAUGAUGGGUUUUUGGCUAUUGGAACGGUAAAAUUUUACACUGAAGAUAUACCGGGGCAGAGUGAUGAAGACGAUGGGUUGAUGAAUGAGUAUGCAGAGUCACUCGACGAUGAAAGCUCAGAGAAUUCUGCCUCCUCUUCUGGCAAUUCUAUUGGGUCGUCAGAGAGUGAUUAUUCAAGUGAAAUAGAUACUGAUAAUGACUCUGAUAUUGAUGAUGAGCUGGUAGAAGAUUAUUUGCAAGGAAUAGGUGGUAGCUCUAAACUGCUAGAAACCAAGUGGUUAGCUGAAAGGGAACUCUCACUAUAUUCUUCUCCUCUUGGUGGCCCGCAUGAAGUUGGGAACCCUUCUAGUUCUUCCCACGAUAGCAGUGAUGGAAGCAUUGAUGACUUGGUUGGGGUUGAUAUGUUUCAAUCACUUUCAAGAAAAACUUCAACCAAAAAAACACUGGGAAAUAGUAGUAAAGCAAAGUCGAAAUAUAAAACUCCAUCAGCUGUGGAGUGGAAUGAUAGGAGUAAUGAUCUAGGGAAUAUUUUGAACAGUGUUUUGUUUAUUAAGGAUUCUAGGAGCACCUUUAGGAGAAGAAAACAUGUGGUUCCAUUGGCUCAGUCUUGGGCUUCUGAAGCUCAUAAAAGUAAAGCAUACAAGAAUCUUUCAGGCAAAAGGAAAAAACAUCGCAAGGAAAUAAUUGCUUUGAAACGCCGUGAGCGAAUGCUACACCGCGGUGUGGAUCUUGAUCAAAUUAAUAUGAAUUUGAGACAGAUGGUUUUGAAUGAGGAGGAUAUAUCAUCUUUCCAACCAAUGCGUACUCGUGAUUGUUCUCAGGUACGAAAACUUGCUUCAAUUUACCAUUUAAGAAGUGGUUGUCAAGGUUCCGGGAAAAAAAGGUUUGUAGUUGUGUCACGUACGGCUCGGACAUGUAUGCCAUCUGCUACUGAUCAACUUCGACUGGAGAAGAUACUGCACGUAGGAUAUGAAUCCACUAAUUUCACGGUUGAGCAAAAUACCAAGAAGGAUAAAGGGGGAAGGAAAAGAAAAGCUGGUUUAAGAUCUCAUGCGAGGUCCACACAAGAUCAUUCCGAUUUGUACAGAGCCAUGAAAGGCCUAACCCACCUUUAUGAUAGUGGUGAAAUGAGAAGCAAGAAGCAAGGAAGGGGAAAGCAAAGCAUCCAAAAAGCCAGUCUGCCUGUGGCUUUUGUUUCGAGUGGCAUAAUGCAGGUAGAUUUCACAGGGGAAAAGGUUCGGAAUCUUAACAAGACAAAAACAACUACUGAAAAGAAAGAAUCCACGGGUUCAUCGAAAAUGGGUACUUUCGAGAUGCAUACUACAGGGUUUGGUUCGAGAAUGAUGGCUAAGAUGGGAUUUGUGGAAGGGGGUGGCCUUGGCAAGGAUGGUCAGGGGAUCACCGAGCCCCUUGCAGCAAUACAGAGGCCCAAGUCUCUAGGGCUUGGGGUUAAGUUCUCUAAAGUUGCAAUUUAGUGUGAAGGAGGGGGGAGUUUAGACUUCCAAUUGUUAGCUGCUGUAUCAUAAGUGUUCGUGUCCACCUUCAACAUAAGCAGUUUAAUCUUUGAAACAAAUAAUAUUACUCAGU
Molecule: messenger RNA, 2614 nt
Organism: Amborella trichopoda
Lineage: Eukaryota; Viridiplantae; Streptophyta; Magnoliopsida; Amborellales; Amborellaceae
Product: D111/G-patch domain-containing protein
Molecular function (GO): nucleic acid binding
Source: RefSeq, a predicted model, not a curated record